ACAUUUUGUGUCAAUUCAGCAGAAAGUGAAAACUAUUGUAGCAUUCUUCAAGAGAAGCUGCAAGGCAACAGAAAGACUGCUGACAUACCAACAAAAUAAUGGGGCAGGUCAUGUUAAAAAACUGGUGCAGGAGGUGCCAACAAGGUGGAACUCUACUCUGUAUAUGUUGGAGCGAAUAGUUGAAAUUAAAGAUGCAGUGAAGACUUCACUUGUACUAUUCACAGUUGAUUUUGAACAACUUACCGACGAGGAAUGGAACAUCUGCUCAGAACUCUGCUCUGUGUUGAAGCCAUUUGCACAGGUUUCAACACAGCUUAGUGCUGAGUCAUAUCCUACUGGCAGCCAAGUUAUUGUUCUGACAAGGGGAUUAUUAUCAAUGUGUGCAGAACUUUUGAAACGGCCAUUUAACAGUGUGACAAGGACUAUCAUUGAAGAAUUAACAAAAGGCCUGAAGGACCGUUUCCACAAUGUAGAGAUGAGCAAAUCUAUAGGAGUAGCCACUCUACUAGAUCCACGGUUUAAAUCUCUUGUGUUUGAAAGCCGAGUUGCAGCAGAUAAUGCAAAGAAACAGCUUAUUGAACUAGUAGCACAAAAGAUGGGUGACAGAAGACUGACAAACACAGGCCAGAGCCAUGAAACUGUGUCAACUUCAACCACCACUGAUCCCUUGUCAGUAUGGGGUGUCUAUGAUGCAAUUGUAAAAUCAACACAGCCCCAGGGCACUCCUCAGUCAGCUGCUAUUGUGGAAGUACAAAGUAGUGGAUUCGAGAGGCACACCAACACCAGCAGAUGAGUCUCAGUUUAAUACUUGGGAUAUUAUAACAGUAAGUUAUAGCUCCAGAAGUCAGUCACCAGCAGCAGAUGUCACACAGUUAUAAAAUGGGAAACUUGAAGAAUAAGCUCCAGAAGUCAGUCACCAGCAGCAGAUGUCACACAGUUAUAAAAUGGGAAACUUGAAGAA
Molecule: messenger RNA, 961 nt
Organism: Schistocerca americana (American grasshopper)
Lineage: Eukaryota; Metazoa; Arthropoda; Insecta; Orthoptera; Acrididae
Product: E3 SUMO-protein ligase ZBED1-like
Exons: 5
Coding region: 164-793 (209 amino acids)
Source: RefSeq, a predicted model, not a curated record